Messenger RNA from Dentiscutata heterogama, 2837 nucleotides. The record is from the annotation of a GenBank genome assembly. Lineage: Eukaryota; Fungi; Glomeromycota; Glomeromycetes; Diversisporales; Gigasporaceae.
AUACUGAAGAACUAUCUAUUUUACCUAAUCAUGAACUUAUCGAAGAUGCAUGUCAAGAUCGAAAUCCUGUUUAUAUUAAACUACAAGUACCUGAAAUUACUGCCGAUAUUAAUGAACAAAGUUUAGUUUCUUUAAUUUCGGGCGAAAUAUCAUUACCAUGGUUACUUGGCUUUACUAAUACUGAAAACAUUCAAUUUUUACGUGGAUAUAUUGGAAGCUAUUUUACAACCAUUUUUAAUAUAGAAAAACAAUUUUAUCAAGAAGAAAAAGAGAUAACACGAUUAAUAAAUCUGGGAAAACGAGUAGCUAAUUCUAAUAAUUAUGAUCAACAAAGUUUUAAAAAAAGGGCGACUCAGUUAAAAAAUAAAAAUUGGAAAAGUAUGCAACAAAUUAUUCACGUUUUAACUUUACAAGAGCUGUUAGAAAAAGAAUCUGAUUCAUCAAGUAGCGACGAUGAAAUUCAAGAACCUAGAACAAGAGACCAAAAAUUUCAAGAAUUAAUGCAAUCUCUUAUCUCUAAAGGAAGAUUAGGAUUAUCAGUAAAAAUUAUAAUUACCUGUCAUCGAUAUCAAACAAAAACUUUUUAUGGAAAUGAAAAAUAUGGAAUCGAAUUUUCAGACUUAGUAGCAGCCGUAGGAUUAGCUGGUGGUAAUAAUCAUGAAGAGUGGUCAACAAUGUUCGUUUAUGCUGCUGUUGCACGAAAGCAAAACCCUGAUACUAUAUCACCAACCGACGAUGAUCUAUAUGUAAUGCAAAGUGAAAUAUGUGUGGACCAUCUCCUUGAUAAUCAUAAUAAGUGCUGGGCCGAAAUUUGCUUGAAGGUUCAAAAUCCUAAACUUUUCUUAGCAAAUCCUAAUUUAAUCAGAUAUACUGAAAGUCAAGCAAAUGCUCUUAAAGAAUUUUUAAAAAAACAUACUAAACUUCUACCAAAACAAAGUUUAAUAACGACUAUACGAACCAGUAUGAAUGAAGUAUUUAACCAUGUGAAAUUAAACUAUGCUGAUAAAAAAGUUGAUUUUGCAAAGUCUUUUUCUGCUCGGCAUGGGCUUGCAGUUUUGCAUAAUAAUAAUGGCCUUUUAGAAAUGCUAGAAGUUGUCAGACGGGCAAGAAAUCUUUCAGAAUUUUCUAAAGAAGAUCAAGUUAAUAUUGGAAGAAUCUGGAAACAAAGAGAAGACAAAAGUAAAUGUAAUAUUGCAGAAAUUAAUAAAAGAAAUGUUCUACGAGCUAAAAAAAUUGAAGAAACACGAAAACAAAUAGAAGAAUUUGAUUUUUCAAAGAAUUUGAUACCUUAUAGAAUUAAAAUUAAAGAUAAUAUAAUAAAUCAAGAAUUUCGACCUUCUUUUGCAAACUUAAUACCUGACUUUGAUGGUUUUAUUCUUUGUGAAGGAUAUAAAUAUUUUCCAAAACAAUCUCUAAAAGGAUUAUGUCGUUUAUGUUAUUUCUAUAAUGAAUACAGAUUAUCUUCUUAUAUUAUAAAUUCAAAGUUCCAUAAAAUUGACGAAGAUCUAACAAUAAUGCCCACAGAGUUAAUUAAUUCUAUAAUCACUAAUUUUUUUAAAUUUGAUAGUUAUCGAGAAUUUCAACGAGAAAGUAUAGAAUCAUUUCUUAAAAAACAGGAUACUUUAACAAUUUUGCCGACAGGAACUGGAAAAACUCUUAUUUUUUCUGCUACGAGUAUAUUAACAAAGGCUCUAACAAUUGUUUUUACACCUUUAAAAGCAAUAAUAGAAUGUCAGUUACGUGAACUAGUAGAAAUGGGUGUUCCUGCUGCUAAAAUAUAUGCUGCUCAGAUCAACCCUUGGAAGAACAAGAAAAAAUUUUUGGCGAAACCUGCGUGGACCAAAUUGGAACAAAUAAAAGAUAAGUUUCCCCUUUUGCCAAUUCUAUUAUUAACUGCAACUUGCUCUUAUGAAGGAGCAUCAAAACUUGCUAUAAUUUUAAAAAGACCUAAUUUGAAAGAUAUAAUAGAAAUAGUAUAUAAAAAUAUAAGACAGAACAAUAAAGGUCGAGCAAUUAUAUAUACAUCAACUCCUAAUAAAUGCAUAGAAAUUUUUAACGGUCUUAAAGAAUAUGUGGAUUCUAAUAAUCUUGUUGCUACAAAUGCUUUUGGUAUGGAAGUUCAUAUAUCAGAUGUUCGAAUUAUUAUUCAUACUACUUUUCUAUUAUCAACAAUGAAUUUUGUACAAGAAGUUGGACGAGCUGGUAGAGAUGGACAACAAGCUAAAAGUAUAGUUUUGUAUUCACGUUCUGAUAUUCGUGAGUUGUUAUUGAUUGUUGGUGAAAAAAUUGAAAAUACUGAUGAAACACAAACAGUUCAAUAUAACUACUUGGAAAAAAUGAAAAAAAAUAUAUUCGUAAUGGCUUAUACCUUUGAAGAUUCUUACCAAUGUUAUCGAAAAAUGGCAUAUGAACCAUUUAGAUGGCCUGAAGAUCCCGAAAUUUCUGAAUGUGGUAUUUGUGAUAAUUGUAAAAGAUGCAUUGUCAAUGAGAUUAUUUGGCGUGAUAUUAGUAAAGAUUUAAUUCAGAUUUUAGAUACGGUGGAUAAGCUAUUAAAAUUCUCAAAUGAUCUGACAACACAAUUAGUAAAUUUUGGACGUGAUGAUAUUGAAAACGAUACUGACAAGGUUAAAUAUGAUAUUAUUCAAACUAGGAAUAUAUGUUUGCAUGCUAUAGAUCGGCUUUGUGUAGAGGAAUUAUUAGUUCAAAAUGUAGUAAUUAAACCAAUACGGCCAGGUUCCUCAACGGUGAUUUAUAGCUCUCAUAUUUCUGGAAUUGCACCAGACGCAAGACAAAAAAUACUUGAAAAUUCGUGGUUAGAAGCAUUUAUACCAUGUUAG